UCAAAACAGUGCAACAACUAUUUAAAUGAAUCAUGUAUGUGGAAACAAAAUUUCCCUUUUCUAAAGUUAGCAAGAAGUAUCUGUUUUUAAACCAAGUCAGCUGGAGCGUCUAGGUGGGAGCAACAGGUUCCAGGGAAGAGAAGGCCUACAGUUAUUCCAAGGAGGCAGCUUCAGCGAAGGUGACUUAGGAGGCUGAAUCACCAAGACACAAACGGAAAGCCUCUAAGGAGGAGGGGCAAGAAGCCAAAGGAUUUAUAUUUCCUCACGAUGAAUGCAACCCCAGCCUCACUGGCCAAGCUGUAAACUUCACCUGGAAAAAGCAAAAAGACAAUUCUGGAUUUAAAAUGGACUCUCUCAGUACAGCUAAUGCUGAAUUCUGCUUGGAUGUUUUUAAAGAACUGAGCAGGCACAGCGUUGAGGACAAUGUCUUCUUUUCCCCUGUGAGUUUGUUCUAUGCCCUGAGCAUGCUUUUGCUGGGUGCCCGAGGCAACAGUGCAGCACAAAUGGGAAAGGUGUUACACUUUGGUUAUGUGAAAGGAUCAUCAAAUCCAGAGCUUGGGAAAUCUUCUAAGUGUGGCAUAACUGGAGGGAUACAUUCAGAGUUUCCAGCACUAUUCUCUCGGAUCAGUCAGUCGGGCAGUAAUUACACACUCAGCAUUGCCAACAAACUCUAUGGGGCAAAGAACAUUGAAUUCCAUCCACAAUAUUUAAGUUGUUCAGACAAGUUCUACCAGUCCAAGCUGCAGACUGUAGAUUUCCAGCACGCUCCAGAGGAAGCCAGGAAAACAAUUAACGCCUGGGUUGAAAGUAAGACCGAUGGAAAAAUCAAGAACCUGUUUCUUAAAGGAACAAUUGACACUUCUUCUGUCAUGGUCCUGGUGAAUGCUAUCUACUUUAAAGGACAGUGGCAGAGUAAAUUUCAAGAAGAAGAGACGAUUAAAAUGCCCUUUAAACUAAGAAAGGGUCGGACCGUACCUGUGCAAAUGAUGCGUCAAAUUGGAACAUUUAAAGUGGCUCUCAUAAAAGAACCUCAGAUGCAAGUCCUUGAGCUUCCAUAUGCUAGUGGAGAUUUAAGCAUGAUUAUACUUCUUCCAAAAGACACAGAGCAGGUAGAACAGAUUGAGAAGCAGCUCAACCUGAAGACAUUCAAAGAGUGGACCAAUUCUUUCACGAUGGAGAAAGAAGUUGAGGUUCAACUUCCCCGAUUCAAACUUGGAAUUAAAUAUGAGCUAAAUUCUCUGUUAAAAACACUAGGAAUGACAGACAUUUUUGACCAUUUAAAAGCUGACCUUUCUGGACUGUCUUCAAGUAGCAACUUAUGUUUAUCAAAAGUUAUCCAUGAAUCCUUUGUAGAUGUAAAUGAAGAGGGCACAGAGGCAUCUGCUGCAACUGGGGAUGUUAUUGUUGUAAAGAGACUUCCCGUCCCCAUCAGGUUCAGGGCAGAUCACCCUUUUCUUUUCCUCAUAAAGCACAUUACUACCAACACAAUUCUCUUCUUUGGCAGGUUCUCCUCUCCAUAAACAAGGGGGUGGUGGUGGUGUUAGUCAGGGCUAGAAGUAUUGAAAAGGCAUAAAGGUAAUUAACAUGCUUCUACCAUAUGGGGAGAGAAUCACAAGAUUAUACAAAGCAGCAUUUGUAUAUCACCUUUUUUUUUCCAUCCUUCCCUUCUCUUGGUCCUUACAUGACGACCUCCAGUAGUGACAUUGUCAAAAUAAUAAAGACAAAUUAGAGGGUUAGUCAUUCUCAGCUGGACAUCUUGAUGAGAUAUUGCAUAAAUCAAAAUAACUGUAAACCACAUUCCCAUAGAGAACCACAAAAACUUAACUCUGUUCCAGAAAAAAAUUCAUUAAGUACCUACCUACUAUGUUCCAGGUAUUGUGCUGGGUUUGGGGGCUACAAAGGUGAAAUUGCUUACAUUCUUCUUUCAGUGCAAGCUAGCAGGGAGUUUGAGUUUUGGAAAUCUCCUUUUGAUGUUAGCAUUCAUGUGUAAAGAUGACAAUAUUUUGGUUCAAAAAUGACAUGCCGAUUAUUAAUAAAAGAACUUCUUUGAUAACCUUUAAUUCCUGGAAGAAUUAAAUAUGGAAGGCAACUUUGAAAACUUUAA
This is a messenger RNA of Phascolarctos cinereus (koala), 2104 nucleotides long. It is a transcript of the gene SERPINB11, whose product is annotated as serpin family B member 11. The record is from RefSeq and is a predicted model, not a curated record. NCBI's taxonomy places the organism in Eukaryota, Metazoa, Chordata, Mammalia, Diprotodontia, Phascolarctidae. Gene Ontology annotation, biological process: negative regulation of endopeptidase activity. Gene Ontology annotation, molecular function: serine-type endopeptidase inhibitor activity.